AUGGCUAGAACUUCACGAGGAAAUUGUUAUUGCUAUAAUAUUCCCAGUCGAAAGAUGCGAUAAAAGGCAGGAGUGAUAUUCUAGCUCAAUGCAUCCGUAUCCUCUAUACAGUUAAGGCUGUGAUCAGGGAGAAAAAACAUUGUAAUUGGAUUCACAUUUCUUCUGUACUAAAAUGGCAUCAAAGAACAAUAAAAACUCUGGAACAAGCUCAGACAUGCCAAUUUUAGUAAGGUGUGGUUUUGGCUUUUUGGUUUUUGUAGCUGAGUUGUUGUUGUUUGGUGUGCUUGGCCUUUGUCUCUUCUGGAUCAUUUACUACUGCGGUGGCGUAGCCUGGACCCGGGACGUUUCAAAGCAGCUUAACCUACAUUACAUUCUCAUGAUUGGUGGAUUCAUUUUUUUCAACGGACAAGCGAUCCUCGCAUACCGUUGUUUUGCUUGUUGCAAGAAGAUCUACACCAAAGUGAUCCAUUCCGGCUUCUUCGUCUUAGCCAUAUCGUCUGUCACAGCUGGCCUGAUGUCAGCAAUUAAAGCUCAUGAAGAUGCUGCAGAUAAACACUUCUACAGUUUACAUUCCUGGGUCGGCCUUGCUACCAUGGGGAUGUUUGCAUUACAGUUUAUGGUAGGGUUCGUAUCCUUCUUGGUGCUCCUCUGCUGUGACAACGCUACUAUCAAGUUUCGGCAGCGCUUGCUGCCAACACAUAUAACUUUUGGACUAAUUGUGUUUGGCAUGGCUAUUGUGACUUGCCUCACAGGUUUGAUGCAGACAGCUAGGCACACUCUAAGGUAAGACAUUUUAAUUUCACACUU
Molecule: messenger RNA, 807 nt
Organism: Limulus polyphemus (Atlantic horseshoe crab)
Lineage: Eukaryota; Metazoa; Arthropoda; Merostomata; Xiphosura; Limulidae
Product: probable transmembrane ascorbate ferrireductase 2
Exons: 4
Coding region: 173-787 (204 amino acids)
Molecular function (GO): oxidoreductase activity
Source: RefSeq, a predicted model, not a curated record